AUGCCCGAGGACAGCGAGCGUUUGGGGAACCUCGCACUCCAUUACCAUCUCCCUCUACCGAUUUACCACCCUUUGCCCGUAGUGCUCGAUCGAGGGCUAGGCGCUAAGGUCUGGGACCCCGAAGGCAAAGAAUACAUUGACAUGCUGUCUGCCUACUCGGCAGUCAACCAGGGGCAUUGUCACCCUGCCAUCCUUCAAACACUUCACGAGCAAUCAAUGAAACUCACCCUCAGCUCGAGGGCAUUCUACAACUCUGUAUUUGGACGCUUUGCCAAACUCAUUACCGAAAUGUUUGGCUACGACAUGGUCUUGCCGAUGAACACGGGUGCUGAGGCUGUCGAAACUGCGCUCAAGUUGGCGAGGAAGUGGGGCUACAAGGUGAAGGGGAUUCCGGAGGGCAAGGCGAGGAUUUUCAGCGCGGAAGGAAACUUCCAUGGAAGGACCUUGGGCGUUAUCAGUAUGUCGACGGACCCCGAGAGCAGAACAGGUUUCGGUCCAUACCUCGAGCGAGUGGGCCCUUACUACACGACCGAGGAGGGCGGAGAUGGGGAUAACGAGGCUGAGGUGAAGACCAUUAGAUAUGGAGUGAUCGAGGACGUGGAGAAAGUCUUUGAAUUGUAUGGAGAGGAGACGGCUGCGUUCUUGGUUGAACCUAUUCAAGGAGAAGCAGGAAUUGUCGUCCCUCCGGAGGGCUACCUUGCAAAGGUACAUGCACUUUGCAAGAAGCACAAUGUGCUCCUCAUCUGCGACGAGAUCCAAACUGGUCUCUGCAGGACAGGCAAGAUGCUUGCUUCCGAAUGGGAGAACGUCAGGCCCGAUAUCGUUCUGUUGGGCAAGGCCUUGUCAGGCGGAAUGUACCCUGUCUCCGCUGUCCUUUCCUCAUCCUCAAUCAUGCUCACCAUUCAACCCGGCGAGCACGGCUCCACCUACGGUGGCAACCCUCUUGGCUGUGCAGUCGCCAUCACUGCGCUGACGGUCCUCCAAAGCGAACGCCUCGCUGAACGCGCUGAGCGCCUAGGACAAAUCUUCCGACUCGGACUGAACGAGUUCAAGAAACACGCGUAUGCAGGCCAGGGACACUCUGUUGCUGGUAAAGGCGGCAAGCUGAUUCGUGAGGUGCGAGGGCGGGGCCUUUUGAACGCGUUGGUGUUUGAGGAAAGUGCGAGCGAGAAAGGGAGGUCUGCAUGGGAGUUGUGCUUGUUGUUGAAGCAUCGGGGUGUGUUGGCGAAGCCUACGCACAAGAACAUUAUCCGAUUUGCGCCUCCGCUUGUGAUCGAGGAGGACGAUUUGAGGAAGGGAAUUGACAUCAUUGGGGAGUGUUUGAGGGAUUUGGAUGUGUUGGAGAGCAUUCCUGGUGAUACAGAAGAGGAGAAGCGUCAUGUUGACGGGCUUACGCUCUAAGUCAGCGUCCUUUGCCUCUGCUCAUCGAGUUUACGAGGUCGGUUGGCCUUUACCAAUCCCUCGUCAGCUUGGUUUUGCAGUAUCUUUUUUCUCCUGUCAUGUCGUUUCCUCCUGUCAUGGCGAUCUCAACUCGCUUCUUUUUCACAUCUGCCAUCUUCCGUCUGAUCCAUCCUCUUCUUUGACGUUGACCCGCUUCGAUGUCGUGAUCAUUUGUUAACAUCUAUUCUUGUUUGCUGCAUAUCAUUGACAGAGUCUCCUUCGUCAUGCACGUGUGCUUGCCAAUGUAUCAUUAGCUUUCUUUACUUCCUUGCUUGUUUAUGUCGCCUGUGCGGCUUUCUGUACGGCGUACGAAUUGUAAUACUAGUUUGGAUAUUACAUUGCUAGCGCUUCCCUUUAGCUGGCUGCUCUUCGAGCUUUGGGAGGUGAUGUGAGUC
Molecule: messenger RNA, 1835 nt
Organism: Coprinopsis cinerea okayama7#130
Lineage: Eukaryota; Fungi; Basidiomycota; Agaricomycetes; Agaricales; Psathyrellaceae
Product: ornithine aminotransferase
Exons: 10
Coding region: 1-1401 (466 amino acids)
Cellular component (GO): cytoplasm
Molecular function (GO): identical protein binding; L-ornithine transaminase activity; pyridoxal phosphate binding
Source: RefSeq, a predicted model, not a curated record